UGCAUACUAUCAAAAUUGUCCCUUGUAUCUCCACAGUAAAACCUUGUCUGCAUACAGUGUUCCUAAUGUGGAUGCACUUAUAUUGGUGUAAAUGUGCUUAUAACAACAUCAUUUAUUCCUGGGAAGUAGAAUAAGCUAAACCAGUAGAAGCAAAUUUACACCAAUAUAACUGCAUUCAAAGUAGAGGUUAUACUGGUAUAACUAUUGCAGUAAAAAAAAUCACCCCCUAAAAAUUAUACCCAUACAAAAUCUGUAAGAAUUUUAUGCCCCUUUUUUUCUUGUUAAUUUUGACAGCCUUAUCAUGUAUUGGAUUGAGAGUUUUCUUAACUUUUCCCCAGUUGUUUCCUGCUUUAUGAGUGGCAAAAGCAACUAUAAAAGGUUAAUUUAUUCUACCAUAUUGUGCAAAUUACAGUCUGGUUUAGUAUCCUUAAUUUGAGAAUUUUAUUCAAAACAGACUCCACAGCUGUAUAAUGUUUGGACAUUAUUAAUCCACACCAAUUUUGAAAUGAUUAUCUGUGGUCAUCAUAAGAAUUUUCCUUGUAGGGACCUGAGGUGCCUACAAUUAAAUAUUUGCAGCAUUGGGGACUGAGCAUUCUCUUUUUGUAUAUUGAAAGCAAUUAGUUUGUUGUCUGUAAACAUCUCUUACCCUCAUUAAUAGCAUAGGUACGUUUAGAAAUCAAGUUCCUCCUUUGUUGUCCCAACAGGUAAUAGCGCCUCAUAGUCCACUGAAGUUCUGCUGCAAACUUCCCUUGCCGCAGAAACAAACAUACUCUUGAAACAUAAGCCAGUUUCCAGACAGUUAUAGUAAACAGCUGUUUUAAGCUGUUAGAAGCCCGGCUUCUUUAUGAUGAGUUUUUGGGGCCUCCGGCCUGGCUGACCUUAUUCUCUGCUGCUCUACAUUCUUCACACAUCUAGUAGGAGUAGGGUGGAAUAGGCAAUAAGGAAGCACAGUCAAAAUAUGCGGAUAAAGCGGAAAUGUAAACAAAGGGAAGUGCUCUUAGUUCUCACUGACUUCAGAGGGGCCGGAGGUGUUCAGCGCCUGGCAGGAGUGGGGCCAAGAUCUAGGCACUUUUCCUCAUUUCCCCCACCCUCCAAACUUCUCUGCGGACCGGCCUGAACGUGCUCGCUUCCCCACACUGAGGGAGAGUCGGGCCGGGUCUAUCGGCUCUCCGAGCUGCUCCUCACAGCUACGUUGCUCUCUAGAAGCCGCAGUCGGGAGGGGGCCCCGCUCACUCUGCAGUUGCCAGGCAGCCAGUGGCAUUUCAGCGCUGGCUGCAGCCUGCGCCGCUAGCUCAGAGCCCGGCUGCUGCGCCCUGACUCGCCCCAGCCACGUGUUACCGGCUCCAGCUCCCUCCCUGCAGUGUGCCCGGCCUAGGGAGCCUGUUCCGCCGGGGCCUCGCUGUCUGCGGAGCCCAGCCAAUUCCCCAUCGUCUCGGCCGCUCUUCUCCUGGGAGGCGCCGCGGCUGCCUGUUGCCCAUGGACGGGGACAGGGUGGAGAUAGAUGGCGGGGUCAUGGAGGGGGGUGGCCAGAUCUUGCGAGUCUCCACAGCCUUGAGCUGCCUGCUGGGGCUUCCCCUGCGAGUGCGGAGGAUCCGAGCUGGGAGGAGCCAGCCUGGCCUCAGGCCUCAACAUCUGUCUGGGCUAGAAAUGAUUCGAGAUUUAUGUGAUGGGCAGCUGGAUGGUGGAGAAAUUGGUUCAACAGAAAUAACCUUCACUCCUGGGAAGAUCAAAGGUGGAACCCACAUAGCGGAUACCAAAACAGCAGGGAGCGUGUGCCUCCUGUUGCAGGUAGCAAUGCCGUGUGUGCUGUUUGCUGCUUCCCCUUCAGAACUUCGUUUAAAAGGUGGGACUAAUGCUGAGAUGGCUCCACAGAUAGACUACACAGUGUUGGUCUUUAAACCAAUAAUUGAAAAGUUCAAUUUCACCUUUGACUGUGACAUAAAAAGGAGGGGCUACUACCCCCAAGGUGGUGGUGAAGUGAUAAUCCGAAUGUCACCAGUCAAACAGUUAAGCCCUAUAAACUUAACUGAACGUGGCACUGUGACAAAGAUACAUGGAAGAGCAUUUGUUGCUGGAGCCUUGCCCAUUAAACUAGCAAAAGACAUGGCAUCAGCAGCAGUGAGAUGCAUCAGAAAAGAAAUCGGGGAUCUUUACGUUAAUAUUCAGCCUGUUCGAGAACCUGAUAAUCAAGCCUUUGGAACUGGAAGUGGAAUAAUUAUUGUUGCAGAAACUUCAACAGGUUGUCUGUUUGCUGGAUCAUCACUUGGUAAAAGAGGUGAGAAUUGUGUAAGGAAUUCUGACAGGGUUGGAAUUGAAGCUGCAGAGAUGCUGCUUGGAAAUCUUAGGCAUGGGGGAGCAGUGGAUGACUAUCUGCAAGACCAGCUGAUCAUUUUCAUGGCAUUAGCGAAUGGGGUAUCUAGAGUGAAGAGUGGACCAAUCACGCUUCAUACUCAAACAGCCAUACAUUUUGCAGAACAGCUAACAAAGGCUACAUUUACUGUGACAAAAUCAGAAGAUGAAGAUUCCACUAAAGAUACCUACUUUAUUGAGUGCCAAGGAAUGGGGAUGAUAAACUCAAGCUUGUAGUCUUUCUUGAAAGAAAAAACACCUCUGAUGUAUUGCACUACAUUUCAGUUGACAUGCUACACAGUGGGGAACAGGAGUUACUUUAUCAUAAAGAAUUGGUUUGAUUUGAAUUCAGAGAUGAUGUAGUGAUUUCGUGGUAUGCUGAGAAUACUUCCUGUCCUUCCUUUGGCUGUUAACAGCAAAAUGAAAUAGCAAAUGGAAUAAAAUGCAAGUGUUCAGGAGAGCUGAAAUUAGAAUUGAGAAGCUUUAAGGAUAUGAGUGCACGAGAGUUAAUAACUACCAUUACAACUUUUAAAAGUUACUUAAAUGACACAACUAUUCCCCUUAAAGCAUGUAGGUUUAUCAUGUGGGAUCCUUUACAUAUUUAUGUUCCAAAUAAUUCAUUUCUGUUUAUCUAUCAACUUUUGUCUCGAAAGUAUUCUGUUUCUGUAGUCAUUUUGCUGAAAUGGAUAUGGAAAAAAUAAAGCAAUUUUCAGUGUA
This is a messenger RNA of Gopherus evgoodei (Goodes thornscrub tortoise), 3066 nucleotides long. It is a transcript of the gene RTCA, whose product is annotated as RNA 3'-terminal phosphate cyclase. Bases 1477 to 2586 code for a protein of 369 amino acids. Gene Ontology annotation, biological process: RNA processing. Gene Ontology annotation, cellular component: nucleus. The record is from RefSeq and is a predicted model, not a curated record. Gene Ontology annotation, molecular function: RNA-3'-phosphate cyclase activity. Lineage: Eukaryota; Metazoa; Chordata; Testudines; Testudinidae. The transcript has 11 exons.